UGGAAGAGGGAGCCGCGUCUCCUCCUCCGUCUGACAGCGUUUAUCGAGGUCCUAUCAGCGCAGUAACUCCGCCUCCGCGCAAGGAAGCCAGAGGCAGCUGCUAAUGUAGCCAGCAGAUUGAGACAGACACAGAAUCAUUAAGCAAAACUAGGAUGAACUUGUUUGAAACCUAAAAUAAAAAGAACCAAUCUUUUUUCUUUGUUUUUAUUUUCAUGUGCGUCCGUUAUUCCUUUUUAAAAAUAUAUAUAUAUAUGACAGUAUUUUUCACCAUAUCAAAACAAAAGUGGAUUAAAAACUGAAGACUGGUUUACCAUUCUCUCAAGAUGCUGUUGGUUUCCCAGCGGGUAGAUGCACCUCGUAUGGAGCCACUACAAGGGUCAAUCAAGAGAAAGCUGGUGGAUGGUAGCUUGUCUGCAGUUAAUGGCAUCUCAGAUGGUAUGAUCCCAGGGAACAGCAAGAGACUCUGCCUUGAAGAUGUUACAUUGGCGAUGGGCCAAGGUUCCAACAACAGCAUGUCAAGGCCUGACCUGCAGAACUCUCCCUUUGCACCAAGCGCACCAGUAGCCAGCCAUUUAGGACAAAUGAAUGGCAAUGAUAUGGGCUCUCCUUUCUCCUCGGAGAUCAAGCAGAGCCCGGGGGGAAGACACAACAGCAUGCUUCCCUACGACUCCAAUGGCCCCCAGUCAGUUGAGCAAGAACUGCAAGAGCUCCUAGACGAACUGACCAAAAACCCAGACCCCUCUCUCAACGAGCUGGACCCCUCUCUCAAUGAGAUUUUGGACGAGCCGGUUAGCGUAGGCUUUAUGCACCCGGAUGCAAACGGCCCCCCCAAACGUUCCCCUCAGACCACCUCACACUUGGAGAACCACCUGACCAGCAAGGAGUUUUCCCCGGGUUUUAGUCAGGCCUCUGUGGGCUCGCCCCAAGUUGGUCCCCCUUCAGCUGGCACGCCAUACACCCUGCCACAUUCCUCCAAGCCUGUGCCAUUGGCCUUGUCUGCAAGCGGGCAGAAUCAAAGCCAGAGUCAAGCCCGCUCGCCCAUGCUCUCUGCCGCCUUGUCGAGUUGGCACGAGGUAUCGCACGCCCAGCAGUUGAAACAGAUGGCCGCCAGCAAGCACGGCUCCACGAACCAGCAACAGCAACAACAACAACAACAACAACAAGCAGCUCAGGUAUCCAACUGGCCACCUAUGCAGUCUUCGGGACCUUCUCCACCAUACAGGACAGAGAAACUGCCCAGUUCCUCCCCACACCAGCAGCCGUUCAGCCCGCAAAACACUCUGGCCAGCAAUAUUCACAGCCCUCAGAAUUCCUUGAUCUCCAAUAACCCCCCCUCCACUGGGCCCUCGCCUCCUUACAGACCUGAGAAGCUUGCUAGUCCAGCUCUGGGCCAGCCCCCCUUCAGCCCUCAGAACCCCAUGUUGCCCAACAUGACAGCCACAAGCCUUCCUAGCAACAGCAUCCAAAGCCCUCAAGCCAGCAUGCUCCCAAACCUGUCUUCCUCAAGCACAAGGCCAUCACCGCCUUACAGGCCUGACAAGCUUUCCAGCCCCACCAUUCAGCAACAUACCUUCAGCCCUCAAAACCCCAUGGCAACCAACGCCAGUAACCCAGCCGGCAACAUGCAGCUUUACAAGGCCAUGACUUCCACCCAGUCAAACAACCUGAACAUGAUGAUGUCUCAGCCUCAGUCAGCUCAGCAGCAGCAGCAGCAACAAGCAGCGCCACACGCCAGCGCUCUGCAACCUGGCAUGAUGAAUAAGAACACCAUGAACCAAGACCAUUACUCCUUUAACAACACCAAGCCGUUAAGCCAUUUCGACCCUGAUUCUCCCGGGAAGAUGGCGCCCAUGCCUGGAGGACCUGGUCAGCCUCCCUUGGCUCACUAUUUGCAGCAGCAGCAGCAGCCACAGCCGCCCCCCCAGGCCAGUCAUUCCCAAUUCCUGCAGCAGCAGCUACAGCAGCGCAUGCAGAGGAACAACAUGCAGCCUGGAGGGCUCUUGCCACCACACAGCAGACAGGAGCAGACUCCAGGCAUGGUACCCCGGCUCCAGGACCCCUCUUCAAUCCCCAGCGCCGGGACCAGAGCAGGGAUGGGGAACGGAUACAUGAAACACGCAGCGCUCAAACAGCAGCUCAUAAGAAAGCAGCAACAGCACCUACUGCAGGAGAAGCAGCGGCAGCUGGACCAGUUGAAUGGCAAUCGGAUGGAGUGUAAGGAGCAGGGCUUCCGAGGCCAGCAGCUCACACCGUUUCCAGGAGUAGCCAGGCCUCUGCCCCAAGACUGUGGGCACCCCAUGCCCAACCCUUCAGCCAACCCAGCCAUGAUGACCCACAACCCUGCCAUGCUUCCUAACCGGCUGGGCAUUCCUCCAGGCACCAUCCCCCAAAGCAGCCGGACGAUGGGUGUGUUCCCCAGCAACACGGGCAGCCAGCCUGGCCUGUACCACCCUGCCCACUCCGACUUCAACAUGCCCCACCGCAGCCGGGGCAUGCUGGGAAUGGGCAUCCCUACCCAGCCUGCAGUGCGCUCUGGGAUGCCAUCCUCCAGCUUCAACCAGCUGGCCAACACUCCGGCUCUCCAGCAACAAUUAAGACAAUCGCUGAGCCAGCAAGCCAGCGGCAUGCCACGGAUACCCAACGUCUCUGGGAUGCCACCUCAAAUGUGGGCAGCCCAACAAGGAGUUCCCAGGAUGCCCGGCGCCGGCCAAAUGGACCCAAGCUUGCAGCAGUUCCCAGGCAGCCCAAUGUUCUCCAAGGCACCCAUGAGGCCGGCUCUACCUUCUCAGUUUGUGCAAACUGGGGCACCGCCCAACCAGAUGGCACCAGGCUUGAUCAGGCACAUGCAAAAACUGAACCCUGCUCAGGGUAACCCCCUGGCCAACCAGCCAAUAAGGAACAGAGGACCGUUGACGGCUAUGGCUGGGAUGAAGCCAAUUCCGCCAAGCAUGGCCAGCCUGAGUCAAGUCCAUCACCCACCCCAAGGACUAGCACCUCCUAGCUACCCUUCCUCGGGGAAGCACACAGCAGCCUACAGCGGGGUGAGCCCCAAGCUGCCUCCCUACGAGUUUGUUCAGCAACAGAACAGCGGGCCCCUGCAAACCACAGGCGGGGAGGUGGACUUCAUUGACUCUUUCAUGGGUGAAGAGUGGAUGCAUCAUUUGAACGUGAUCGACGAGUACCUAGGACAGCACUCGUAAAAACAAUGCAGCUGUGGUCGGGAUGGGGGUACUUUGAGAUUUUUAGAACCACAUGAAUGAGACAUUGCUUUUGAAGGUCAACAUUCAAAAGCCUGUAUCAGGGUCGUGUCAUGGAUGUGUCACCUGUCUGAGCUUAUCUUCCCCUGGUGUCAUUGAAUCCUGAUGGGUGUAUGAACCAUAAAACAGUGUCUGGGUUGACUUCCAGAUGGCCGCAUUUCCAUCAGUCCCGGGCAGAUCCAGACUUCUGUAGCCACUUCAGUCCAGGGAUAGUCUUAAAGUAUUUAUUAUUGCCACUAAACAUUUAUUUAACAUGUUAAACCUGGACUGAAAUACUAGGCUGGAGUCGUCCUCCUUCUGAGUAAUAACCAAGGCUUUAAAAAAUACAAAAAUGUUCUUGCCUCCUGUUAGUAUAACAUAAUUCACCCUCGUUCAUUUAUAUGCUGUUGAUCUUCUCUAAUUUAUUUUCAAACUAAUUUAUCUUGCAACAACACUAUAACUACAAGUACUUGAGUUUCGUUGUCUCACCCCAUUCAUCUUCUUGUGUUACAGCUAAUAUGUCCCCACUUCCUGCCCCUUGGUUGUAAGGCUGAGGUGGGGUGUUAUCAUGUGAAACACAGGAUGUGACUGUGUGGUGUUAUGGCAGGAUAAAUCUGCUUCUAUCUGAAAAUAAAAAAAAAAGAUGAAACAGUAAAAAGGCAUUUGGGAGAAGGUUGCUCUGUCAAUAAGAAGUAAGACAUGUGUUUGUAAGCUUGGUGGUCACAGUUAAAAACAAAUCGCUAGGGGAGGGAGGGUGUGACUUUGGGAUCUUUUUCAGUUUUGUCUUUUAAGCUACAUUCAGGUUGAGCUUGAAACCUUUCCUCCUUAACCCAACUGUGUUUUGAUGUUGCCCAGGAGGUUAUUUUAGUAAACAACCCACAAUUGCAGGCGUCUCUGUGAACUGUAAACAAAGGAGGCCAGACGUUUCUGAAGGGAAAAAGUGCAACUCGUGUGGAUAUUGGACUAAAUGGGAAAGUGGCAUCAUUUGGAUAGGCUACAAUGCAGUAUAUACAAAAAGUAUAGCAGUUCAAAUAUCAGGUCGGUGUGCUGAAUUCAAAUGUGGAUAUCUUGAGUGGACUGCUUGAGGACCCUAACCCCUAGAGGGCAGUGUGACUUCACAGUCCAAACUUGCAUCACAGAUGUCAAAAUAUUGACGCAUAAAAAAAUAAAAAAUACGAAAAUUGAUAUGCCUGUGCUUACUUAUGAUAUUAAUUAUAAAUCAGAAGACAGACAUUCGUGUACCUUCUAUUUGAAUCCCCCCUUUUUCAGUCUGUCCAAAUUGAAAAAGUAAAAAUUAGAAACCGAAGAAAUGCUCCCCUAUCCCUCCAUACAGAAUAGCCUUGUUUCUGAGAUACCUACAGCUGAAAUGAUUGCUGUAUUAAUCAGUAAUUGUAGUCAUAGCUGUAGCAAGACUACUAAACAACAGCUCUAUUGUGUCUUCAUUUUGGUGAUGAUAUUUAAUUUACAUUACUGUCAAAAAGAAUCCGAAGUAACAGGGAGUCUCUAUGCUUGUUUAUGAAAAGGGCAUUUUAUUUUCUAUUAUUUUCCAUACCAUGACUGAAAAUGAAAACAAAAUGGGGGCACCCAUGCUAACUUCAUCAUUUUAAGUAUGUACUGGAGGAUGCAGACUAUACUUUGAUUGGGGCACCAAUGAAUCAUAUACUAGAAUAGCAUUUACACUUUUUAUCUCCCAGGAAGAUAAUUAAAAAAAGGCAUUAUUAUAAAAAGUUAGUUGUCGAAGCCACAAUGUAUCAAAUUAUCCAUUAUUCUCCCACCAGUUUUGCAAGCUUUUAUUUAAGCAUUAAUGCCCAGCGACAGUUGUGCCGUGCCGAAGGUCAGUUUUCUACCGGUAAUGACUGCUGUGCAGCAUAUUAACCUUUUACUGCCCUGGGUAUGUUCCAAUUCCUAUUUAUUGCCUAUUGUCAAAUAUAUUGGACACUGGGCAGCAAAGGGUUAAUGCUACUACUAGCCCGUUCAUUUUGUUGUGUGUAUGAAUGCAAGUUUGACGUGAUGUUUCACUGCCCUUUGGUUUGGAUCAGGAAACCCCAAUGAGCUGCAGGUGGGUUCUGCAUUGAAGUUUCAUUGCAAGUCACUGAACUGGCUUUGCUGAGGUUAUGAGAAGAUGAUACAGAUCGCUGCCAAACUGCUAAAGGGGAAAACAAAGAGACACAAGUCAGCCAUUCUUUGAAACUCAACACUCAAGAUCCCCUAUCCAAUUCUCUAUGGUUGUUACACAGCCCGAAGUUUCAAGUAAACACAUAUCCUCCAAGAUCGUUGGCAGGAUAGCGUGAUACCAGAAGAAUGGCUCUCCUUGAAGUUUUAGUGAGGGAUUAUCCUUUAUAUAAAGGUGUGUUGAGUAGAUUUGGAAUAGGAUCAGACCCUCAUGGGCUUUUAAAGUUUUUUUACGGCAGGGUUCUGUAUAAUGCUUCCCCCGUUAGAUAGGAAAGAUGAGCACAGUCGGGAUGGUUGUUUGUUGAUCAGCAUCUUGCUUUUUGAGAGCAAACAAGGAGGAAUGGAUCUCAAUGUGAAGGUCUAACAUUUCAGAACUCUUCAACCUGCAAAAACAACAAGGCUUAAAAAACAUUUCUUACCUCCCAGUAGCAUUAACAGGCUCACUGUGUCCUUACUGUUUUUCAGGUAAAGCCCAUUCAUCCUGGCACAGCACUAUAAGUUUCACUUCCAUCCUGUGUUGCAGGUAAUAGGACCCCUCCCGAGUCUUACACUUGCUGCCUGUACAAGCAGGGACAGAAGGGGGAUCCUAUUUCUUGUUACACAGGAAGCAAGCGAAUGGGGGACAGGAAACCAAGUACUUGUGUUAACCUGUAGUGCUGUGCAAGGAAAAAUAGAUGAAAAUAAAGAAGGGGGGGGAUUAUGCUAAUGAGCGGUAAGGAUUUUUUUAUACUUUUUUUAAAUCCUUUUAUCCUCCAAACAGUUUUUGACAAGCAACAACAAUAUAAUCUAUGUGAAGAAAGACCAUUCUUUGAAAAGAUAUGUAUGAAUUAAAGUAGGUUGCAGGGGGGACACUUUAGUUGUCGGAAACAGGCGAUUCCACAGGAAAGGGCAUUAAAGGGUGAUGCUUGGAAACUGUUGCUAUAACAACUUGUCUACAGCACCAAAUUCACCAUGGCAAUGUAAAACGUACUUGUAAUCUCGACACGCUUGAGUUCACAGGUGACUGGUCAAAGCCAGUAUAGAAGUGUGCUACCCGCUGCAAUGACAUUUAUUGUGGACAUUUAACAGAUGAUUGUAAAUAUUAAACUAUUUUGUAAAUUAUGUUUUUUUUUUCUUAAGCUAUGUGUGUAAGAGAAGUACAGUGUAUAUACUUCUUGGCUGAAAUCGUUUGUAAAUAAAAAAAAAAAAAAAAAAAAAAA
Acipenser ruthenus (sterlet) is the source of this 6607-nucleotide messenger RNA. Its product is annotated as mastermind-like domain-containing protein 1. The coding region runs from base 324 to 3200 and encodes 958 amino acids. The transcript has 5 exons. Lineage: Eukaryota; Metazoa; Chordata; Actinopteri; Acipenseriformes; Acipenseridae. The record is from RefSeq and is a predicted model, not a curated record. Gene Ontology annotation, biological process: regulation of transcription by RNA polymerase II. Gene Ontology annotation, cellular component: nuclear body.